This is a messenger RNA of Schistosoma bovis, 2523 nucleotides long. The record is from the annotation of a GenBank genome assembly. NCBI's taxonomy places the organism in Eukaryota, Metazoa, Platyhelminthes, Trematoda, Strigeidida, Schistosomatidae.
GAUUUCAAGGUUAAUUCGAGUCGACAUCAUAGAGGUCCCAUGGGUUGUAAUGAGUUUUCGGAUGUGGAUGUUGUGGAUGAGUUGCAGUCUUAUAUCGAACGUCAGAUUCAUAGUGUUGAAUCGAAGAAGAAUUUUAAUAGCGUGACUGCGUUUGGUGGGGGUAAAUCAAAAGUCAGAAUAACAUCUGGGGUUUAUUCAGUAGACCUUCAUUCAAAAAAUAUAGUUUCUAAAGCUGUUAAGAAGCUUUCAUGUGAGCUUGAUCAAGUUGUUUCACAUACCUAUAGCCGUCCAGAUAGUGCCAAUUUAAGGAUAACGUCCAUUAUACGGGAUUUUGAGAAAACAGUUACCGAUAUGUGUAACCAGUACUCUGCACAUGUUUCAAAAUUGAGAAAUCCUCUCUCAUCCAUUAAGCUAGGUAGUGUUUAUGCUUGGGCACGUGAGCAGUCCGGAGCCAACUUUAAUGACCUUCAAAUGUGUUCAGAUCUUAGAAAAAAUCGUUUGCGUUUAUGUCAAAAGUUGUCACGUUUGGUACGUCUAUCUAAGUCAUCUAAAGAACAGAGUCAACGUCAUCCUCUACUCGUCAGUCUGCGACAUGACCUAACGAAAAUAAGAUUACGUGCGACAGGGAAAGUAUUUACAGAAAAGCCUGUAAUUAUUACACUUCCUUCAGACAGUACCUUUGCUUCGUUUGAAAAACCCAUUAUCCAAUCGAAACUCGCGGUUGUAUUUGAAAGGUUGGCUGACCAAAUAACGGAUCUUCUUCUCCCAAUUUCACAUCUUAUUCCAGGUAUUUCAAUCGUAAAAUGUGCCGAUGAUGCUGCAAAACGCCGAGAAAAUUUACGUGCACAAGUAAUUUUAGCUAUUCACGGAUUUUAUUGUCAUUUCAAUGAGAUCACUGAAGAAAAUACAUAUGAAUUUAAACAAAAUAAUUCAGUCAUGAAUGAUGAUCCUAUGAAUGGAAGUUAUGACUUAUCGGAUAGAUCUGAGUCUAGUUCCGAUGAUGAUGACAUUACUGGGGUAAAGUUAUUAGCUCAACUAAGUCCUGCUAUAGUCCAAGCUUCACUUGAUCGAUUUGAUCAUUUUAAUUGGAAUAAACAAAAACAACGAUCUUCAUCAAAUCGUUCAAAAGAACAAACAAUGGAACUGCAAUCUAUCAACAAUAUACGACAACCUACUUCCAGUUAUGUAAAAUCAUUAAAUAUAAAAGAAAAGAUGAAAUUAAUUCAAUCUACAAUGGAUAAUGGAAAUGUUGAGAAACUAAUAGAGACAAAUUCUGAAGGUCAAUUGAAUAACGAUGUUUCAAUGGAAUCAGAUUCUGAGAUUAUUCAAACUGAAGAAGAUGAAAUAGAAGAGAAAGAAACAGAAGAGAAUAAUCGAAUUAAUACUGACCAAGAAAAGCACAAUAAAACAAUACAGCAUUUCAAUAAAUCAACGAAAUCACAUUCUAAUAGUAGUAAAGUGAGUAGUAGUGGAUUUACACGAAAACAUACAAAUCGAUCACUUCGUUUACGUCAUAGUCGAACACCAUCUGAUGCAAGUUGUUCCGAAGGUGAAGUAUUGUCUGAUACUGAAGAAGAUCAUGACUUAACUGAUAAUGAUGUUGUUGAUGAAAAAGAUAUUGUUGCUGUUCAGGAGAAAGUGAAAUCGAUCUCUGAAACAAAUUGUGAUCAUAAUGAAAAUUUAGUCCGUUUGGUUCAUAAUUCAUUACAGGCUAAUACACCUAUUAGUGAUGUUGACUUAACUGAAUUAGAAAUUAUGGAUGAAUGGGGUCCACCUACAUCGGUUAAUCGAUUAGACACAUCAAUUGCAUUAAGUGAUAUCAGCCUUCCAGCUGAAAAAGAGUUGGACUUGAUCACAACUGAUGGUGAUAAGAAUGAUAAAAUUACAGAUUUAUUCAAUGAAUCAUUAGAAUUCUGUGCUAAACAUUUACAUGAUUUAAUAAUAUUAGCUGAAACUAAUUGUCAUUUAAUGAGAAAGCCUAUAGAUAUCAAUAAACAAAAUGAUAUCAACCAAACAAAAAUCAAUAAUCAAUUACAAUCGAAUUUUUGUUUAUCUUCUGAAUUAGAAGCUAGUAUUGAUAGAACAGCAACUGCUUUCAAAGAACACAUUAAUUCAGUACUAACUAAUCUGUUACAUACUGCAUCAAUCUCAAAAUCAUCAAAUGAUGAAUCAAAAUCUCAUAGUCAACGUAUAUCAACAAUCACAUCAGCACGUAGACAACAUGCUCCUUCCCGACGUGGUUCUAGACUUCGUGGUAUGCUAUUAGCUUAUCAACAGGAUGCUGUGAAGAAACGUUUAAGCUCAAAUAAUUCUGACUAAACACCAAUAAUGAAAGCCAAACAAUCAUGGAUCAUGAUUACAAAAUGAAAACAAGUUUUUGUUGUCUCUUCUAGUUUUGAAGUUUGGUUUCAUUACCUUUUUUCUUACAUUUGAAGGAAACAUAUAACUCACUAUCAUCAAUAUCCAAGUGAUAUAACUGUGAAUUGGUCGGGUUUUUUAUGAUAUAUACACUGAUCUUUUAUU